Molecule: messenger RNA, 1656 nt
Organism: Penicillium cataractarum
Lineage: Eukaryota; Fungi; Ascomycota; Eurotiomycetes; Eurotiales; Aspergillaceae
Product: CBS domain-containing protein
Exons: 4
Coding region: 1-1656 (551 amino acids)
Molecular function (GO): protein serine/threonine phosphatase inhibitor activity
Source: RefSeq, a predicted model, not a curated record
AUGGCAGAUAGCCAGCUUAGUCGGGAGGGCUCCGACACCUCCCUCAACGCCUCUGCCGAUCCCAACAACGGCUCCGGUGUGACGUCGCCCCGAUCCAGCACCGAUACCCGCCCCUCACGGAAUCAGAACCAGCUACGAGUUUUACACAUGCCCCCUGCAAAUCAUCAGCACCGUCAGAGCUUGAGUGAGACUCUCCGUGGACCGCCUGGCUCUCCAAGGAAUCGACGACAACCCUCCCUCACGCAGUCCGCUAUUCAGAGCUUGAUUGAUAACCCCCCACCACCGAAGAAUGUUGAUCCAGCAUUUAUUGGUCGGGACUGGCGAGAGAUCUCCAUUGGAGAGCUGGUCAGUCCGGGCGACUUACAAUUCGUUGAAUUGGAUACGGGCAUUGAAGAGGCGACGAAUAUCUUGAUUGAUACCGGUGCCCCCGUACUGCUUAUUCGCGAAAGUCCUCAACACAAUGCUGCCGUGGCUACAUUCGAUUACUCCGAUCUAAACACAUAUCUGUUGUUGGCUGCAGGGUUGACCACUCCGCAAGAAGGACAUCGCACAUCGUAUGAUGAGCUUGCCAAGAAAGCUCGAGAGGGAGAGAAGAUCCCGCUCAAGGAUGUCAAGGCCUUGGGCAUGGAAAAGGAACCCCUCGUUACGCUACCGGCAUCCGCAAAUGUUCUCACGGCGGUGGAAACGUUUGGCGGCGGUAUCCAUCGUGUCGUCGUGACCAAGGAGUCCAACGACCAAGAAGUGGUUGGUAUCUUCAGUCAAUUCCGACUGGUCAAGUUCCUCUGGGAGAAUGGCCGCAGCUUCCCUGCGAUUGAGCAGCUCUAUCCGCAGGCUCUGAACAACUUGCGGAUUGGAUCCCACAAUGUGAUUUCCAUCAACGGCGAUAAGCCUCUCAGUGAAGCCCUUCAGUUGAUGAACACUGAAGGAGUAUCAUCUCUUGUUGUGGUUGAUAACCAUUGGAAUGUGAUUGGCAAUAUCUCGACGACGGAUGUCAAGGUAAACACCGAGCAAACCUCUUCUUCAGGCACUGGAGACUUCCAGCUAACAUAUCUAAAGCUUCUCACACGGUCCUCGUCGCUACCCCUUCUUCAAAAUACCUGCACGCACUUUAUUUCGGUGAUUCUCUCGACCCGCGGGUUGAUUGAAGGCAAAGAUUCGUUCCCCGUUUUCCAUGUGAAUCCCACAUCGACGCUCGCUCACACAGUUGCGAAGCUUGUGGCUACACGAUCGCAUCGUGCACACAUUCCUCUGGCAGCACCAGUUCCUCUCGCGACGACAGGAUCGAAUACUACAUUGUCUCCACCACCUUCACCUCUUCCAACGCCCGUGAGUCUCCCUUCACAGCCUCCCGGCCCGGCGACACCUCACCUCCCUACGCUACCCACUGCUCCGUUCCCACCAGUUGCAUCCUCCGGAGUGACACCGCCACUCGCGCCUUCAAUCCCAGCAUCAGCCCUACCAGGUGCUCGCUUAUCCGGCCGUCUGGUUGGAGUUGUUAGCUUGACUGAUAUUCUGAACCUACACGCCCGCGCGAGUGGCCUGAGUCCCGCAGAUCCGGCCGAAUCUCGGCGCCGUCGGCGCAGCAGCUCUUCAAGUAUGAGCGUUCGCCGUAGCGGUGAGAUUGGUCGAGAAUUGUUUAGCCGGGGUGGUGUUUAG